AUGCUGCUGGAUACUGGUUCUGAGCUGUCGUUCACUACAAGGGAGCUAGUCAAGAAGUUCAGCUUGCCGAUUUCUCCAGCUGUGCUACCGGUCGUUGGUAUCAGAGGUUCGACCUCUGCCUCUAAUGGGUUCUCUCAAUUCUCUCUCAAGUCUCUGCACUCCAGCAAGCAGAUUCUUGUCAAGGCCUACGUUCUCAAUAGCCUCACGUCGUCGUUGCCGUCGUUCUCCGCCUCUCAACCUCAGCAUUGGGAGCAUCUCCGAGGGUUGCAGCUAGCGGAUCCACACUAUCUGACGUCAAGACCUGUCGAUCUUCUCAUUGGCGCAGAUUUCUUUGGAUCUAUAGUGGAGCCGCAGAUCAUCAAGGGGCUAUCCGAUUCUCCUAUUGCGAUGCUGACUCUCUUCGGGUGGGUGGGGCUCGGGCCCACCUCUGCAGUGACGUCGGCGGCGAGCUCGCAUCACGUCUCUGUCAGCAACGAGGAACUUAGCGAGCUUCUCACCUCGUUCUGGCAGCAGGAGGAGGUAUCUGCGGCGGAGGGCAAGGACGUCGCUCUCACGAAGGAAGAGGCAGAGUGCGAGGAGUUUUUCCAGCGCACCCAUGCCCGGGAUCGCUCGGGGCGCUAUAUUGUUCGUCUGCCUCUCGUUCGCUCUCCCGCAGAGCUCGGGGAUUUUCUAGGCCACGCGAAGGCGUGCCUCGCGAGCCUGCUUAGGAGGUUGGAGAAAAAUCAAGGAUCUCUGCAGCUUUAUAGUGAAUUUCUCAAGGAGUACGAAGAGUUGGGGCACAUGGUGUGUGUUCCGGCUGUACCUGUCUCAGGCGACUCUCGGAUCUUGGACCGUGAACCUGGCGAGAUGACCUUGGCACAUGGGGCUUCGGCCUCAGGAGGGUUGAGGGUCUCCGAGGGCGGGCGGUUAUACCAGGAUUCCGGUCAGAGUUCGUCUAAAAGGCAAUCUCGCUAUUCUGCUCCUACGUUCUACUUCCCUCAUCAUUGUGUUCUCCGGGAAAGUAGUGAAACUACGAAGCUGAGGGUAGUAUUUAAUGGUUCCAGUAAGAGUAGCUCCGGAGUGUCUCUCAACGACAUCAAGCAUACUGGGGCCAAGCUGCAACGCAACAUCUCUGAUGUACUGCUCUGGUCUCGGCAGAGCAGGUACAUCUUUAUGACGGACAUCACGAAGAUGUUCCGUCAGAUCAAGGUGCAUCGGGAGGACUGGCCUCUCCAACAGAUUUUGUGGCGUGAUUCUCGGGGCCACAUCUGCACCUAUCAGCUCACCACCGUCACCUACGGGACCAAGUCUGCUCCAUUUCUCGCCUGUAGGGUUCUCGACCAGCUGUUCAAGGACGAAGGGCAUCGGUUCCCUCUAGCCGUUUCCCCCUUGAGCAGCGGAAGAUAUGUGGACGACAUCUGUGGUGGAGCUGACGAGGAGGACGAUCUCCAUUUCGUAGCUCAGCAAGUGGCGGAGCUCUGCUGGGCUGGGGGAUUCCCUCUAGCGAAGUGGCACUCGAACAGUCCGUCUCUACUUCGUGCUCUGACACCGGGAGGCUUCUCUCAGAGUCCGAAGCCGCUAGAGAACUCUACCACAAAAAUUCUCGGCUUAAAGUGGGAUCCAAGCGACGAUCGGUUGAGGUUCUCCAUUCAGCUCUCAGUCGGCGUGAAGCCAUCGAAGAGGAUUGUGCUGUCGGAGAUUGCGCAGCUCUUCGACCCUCUAUGGCUGCUCUCACCGGUGGUGAUACGUGCCAAGGCUCUUCUGCAGCAACUGUGGCUGGAGAAGCUGGACUGGGACGAGGAGUUGCCGGUGCAUCUGGUCCAGAAGUGGGUUCGGUUCCGAGAGAACUGGCCCAGGUGGAUCAACUCUCGAUCCCGCGGUGGAUGGGAUGUAAGAAGGAUUCUCGGGUGA
This is a messenger RNA of Diachasmimorpha longicaudata, 1890 nucleotides long. RefSeq lists its product as uncharacterized. The transcript has a single exon. Bases 1 to 1890 code for a protein of 629 amino acids. Lineage: Eukaryota; Metazoa; Arthropoda; Insecta; Hymenoptera; Braconidae. The record is from RefSeq and is a predicted model, not a curated record.